GCCGCAGCAACCGGGAGGGGCGCGGGCGCGGGCGCGGUGGGAGACGCCCCUCCGCUCGGGGACUGCCGCUACCGGCGGUGCGCGAAGGGGUGGCGGCAGCGAGGGACCGCGGCGUGUUGGUUCGCAGGAAGGGGUUGAAGGGGCUGGCCGGUGAGCCCCGCGAUCGCCCCAGCCCUCCCUGCCCCCAUUCGAGGAGGGCAGCAAACUUGAGACGCGCAGUGGCCCCCGAGGGGCUCGGCUCCCCUCCGCUGCAGAACGCACUCGGGGGCUGCUCCGGGAUCACCGUCCGGCAGCCCGCCUGGCUCGGGACUGCGGAGGCGCCUUGAGACCCUGAGGUCCCCACGCCCGCACCAACUUUCCAAACCCGGUUGCACCCGGAGGCGGGGGAGCCGCUCCCUGCUUCCUGCUCCCAGCACUGGCCGGGUCUCCGCACCCAGCCCGCUGCGAUGAGCAGGGCCCCUAUGCGGCCGGAGCCGCUGGAUGGUGCAGAGCCCCCCGCGGGAAGCCGGAACAACCCUUCCGCUCCUCUCUAGAUAGGACCCGGGGAGCAGCCCCUCCCAGGCUCCAGGGACCCAGUGCUGGCUUUCGCGGUAACGGCCCAGAGUAGCCCUAGCCGGGAUGCUGGACGUUAAAAGGCCAGGCUACCUGAGGAAGAUAAGACCUGGGGGUCGUCCUGGGGUGGCACCUUGUCCUGAUUUCAGGUGUGCCCCCUCCCCCACUCCGGGCCUGCUCUUUCACAGGACUGCCUUCCACAGCCCUGGGGCCGGCUUCCUCCUGGUGGACUUAAAACUGCUCCUCGGCAGGGGACUCGUAGGAAGGGCCACUCCUAGGGUCCAGGUGCCCGAAGACGGGCUUGGGCCAUUGACAGGGAGCUGGAGGCUGGGGCAGGGGAGGUGGCAAUCCAGUCAAGGACAGAAAUUCAGCCCAGCAUCUUCUGGAGGGGUGGGAGGAGUGGGGGGGGGGGAGCGGGGGCAGGCUUGGGCGCAGGAGUCAGGCACCCUGGCUGGGAGAAACUGCUUUGACAAGCAAAGGGAUGACAGAGGCAAGCAGGUGGGAACUGACUGUCCAGGUACCUCCUUCAGAGGCUCAUCAGGCCCUUGCGGAGGGACCUGCUGUCUCCGUCAGAGACCUUACCUGGGCAGGUAGUUCCCGGGUUCCUGUCCUCUGCAGCAGGGACACUUCCAGGCAUCAUGAUGACCCUGUUUCUUUUUCAAAGUGCUUUCACCGUCAUGACUCACACAUUGCAUUCACCAGGGAGUUAUCAGGCUUCCAACCUAUUCCAUUCCCCUCUCUCCCGGGUCUUUAGGGAGCUGCCCGGGAAAGAAGGGGGUGGAUUUGCCCUUGGGCCUUGAACCCCUGCAGGAGGCCAGGAGCUUGGCACAGCGGCACCUUUCAUUUUCCUGUUGCCUGACUCUCAUCCUGGCAGUGAGCAGCUCCAGGUCAGGCUACUCCACGGUGGUGGGGUGGGAGGGGAGGGGCGCCAGGGAGAGGAAGUCUCUGCUAAUCAUUCCUCCAACUCUCCUGGGUCCUUGAAAUUAUGGCCGGCUGCUACCCCAGCCCCCUUGACUCAACACCCGGCUUCCUCAUCUCAAAGCAGAAACGCAUUUCCCCUAAAAUCCAAAUCUCCCUCUUUUCUGAGUAGUUGCAAUGCUUUUGGCCAGAGUCCUCCCCAACAUCCAAAGUCAAGCUUCCCUCUGUUCUGUCCCAUGAGCCAUCUCUGCGAGGCACAGGCCCCUGCUGGGAGAAGGCUAUAUCCCCCUGACCUCUCUUCCUCCACUCCUUGCCUACAGGGCCCUAGUUCCAGGGCAAGGGUGGCGCUGACCGGGCUGAUAGAGGGGUGUGUGUCAGGCUGCAUCGGAGGAGGAGUACCUCUGUGUUCCACUGAGUUGGCAGGAGGGUGCCAAGUGCCAGGCCCUCCCUGGGGGGCCAGUUCGGAUUCCUCCUGGAUUCCUCUUGCCUACCCUUCUGUCUCCCUCCCUUGCCCACUGUGGGUCUCUCUUUACUUUCCCAACUCCACUCUGCACUGGUGCGGAGAGGGAGCAUUUGAUAUUCAUAAUCUGGUUCAGAGAAGGUCCCGAAGCCCUGAGUCACUGUAUGGUUUCCAUGGAAACAGACUUGUUCAGAGGACUCGGUGUAGCGGCUGUGGUGGGGGAGAAGGGAAACAUGUAGUAAAACCAGGCUCCACAAGUGUGGCGGGACUUGGACCAACUCCCUUCAGUGGGGACUGUGAGGGGUGGGCAAGGCUCUGGCCUCCCCAUAGGAGGGGCUGCCUCUCCCCACCCACUGGGGUCCCCUCAUUGGGAGCUGCUCAGCUGCUUCUGUGGCUCUUGGCAGGCUGCUGCUUCUCCCAUGGACCUUCUGGCUAGGUUCCCCAGGCUCAUGGCUACCGCUCCCUGCCUCAGUUUCCCCCUCUGUAAAUGGAGAAAAGAACACCUACCUGGCAAUGUUGUCGUGAAGGUCAAAUGCAGUAAUAUAUGAGACACACUUAGAAUGGUCCCACAGUAAGUGCUCCAGUGCAUCAUUCCUAGAAAUUAAGUCAGGGCAUUAGAAGAAACUCCCCAAGUGUGUUCACCUAGAUCCCUACCCUGGGUCCCAGAAGGUGGUCCUGACAUCUGGCUGAGUGGGCCUCUUGCUUUGAAAGAGCUUCUCCCCCCGGCCCCAGCACAUCCCCAGCUGGGAAGCAGCUAGCCAUUUCUUUCUACAGAACAUUUGUUUCAGGUUCCUGAGGGCCUGGCACAUUGCUAGGCAGCCCUGGGUUUUGUUCAGACCCUACCUGUCUGGGAGCCUUGUGGGAGCAAAUCCAGAUGGGAGGGGUUGGCCCUGGAGCCCCUUGGGGUUGGGGCAGACAGGGAGGGGCAGAAGAGGUCCAGGCAGAGAUGGUGGCCCUCUGUGACAGAGGGAAGGCAUUGGGGUGGGGCAGGCCACUGUCACUGAUCCUGGAGAGGCUGGUUCAUCUGCCUGUAGAAGCAUCUAUUUUCGUCUUGAUUAGCUAGAGAGGGACAGGUAACUCUUCAGAAAGGUAAGAGAUCCUGCACACUCUCCUAACCCCAAAUUAGAACCUCUAGCACUCAGGUGUUCCUAGCAUGCCCCACGAGUCUGGACAGUCUUGGGUUCCCGCCUGAGCAGCUGCUGAUCUGCUGGGGCAGGGCAAGGGGCUCCCCAUCACUGCUCAGCAGCAUUAAGGAGCGAAGCUAGGGGAGAUUCUGGGUGCCACUGAUGCCUCAGCCCGUUUCCCUCACCGGCCCUUCUCUCUCACUGCAGCCCUCCCCUCCAUGGCCCUCCGUGGCAGGGCUCCCUCCUCCCCUCCUGUAACAUGGGCUUCAGCUCCAGGCUCCUUAACGACACACCACACCCAUCACAACCAGCUGUCAGAGCUGCAAAGCAAGCUCUUUAUCUGUGGCCCUUCCUUCUAUUUCACAGAUGGGAAAACUGAGAUUCCUGGAGUUGGCUGUAUGGCCAGAGCCCAAGCUAGUGUUAGCCUCUCUCAGCUACACACCAGCCCUGGGGAUCCCCUUUCUUUCUUGCCGGCUCUCCAAGCAUCCCCCAGGACACCCCCUGCCACCUCUCAGGUUCCUGCCAAGGUUCUACCUACCGCAGGUCCCUCUGGAGCGUUUUGCUCUCUUCAUUGGUGUUCACAACACCUUCCAAUUUAAUAUCCUCUGCAAAUUUCAUUAACGGACUGUUUACUCCCUCUCUCAGGAUCAUUAAUGAAGAUGUUAGAUAAGAUCUGACCCAAUGCUGAGGCUUGGCAGCCCUGCCCCCACUCCCAAACUCAUGGCCCUGCAGCCCCUUCCCCUGGGCUUGCCUCCUCCACCCGGGCUCUUGGGACCUGCUCCCUCCUGCUAUUAUGCCCCAUGACAAGUGCUUAGGGCCAAGUCUGUUUGAAUUAAUUUUGUAAGAUUACUCGAGGCACUGUAUCAAAUGCUUUGCUAAAAAUCAAGAUAUAUUACCCUGCCUGCGUUUCCUUCAUCUACCAGUCUUGUAAUUCUAUCAAGAAAGCUAUCAAGUUUGUCAGGCAUGAUUUGUUCUUUAUAAAUCCCCACGGUGCCGCAUGGGGGCACAGGGUUCCCGCGUUUUCUAAAUGUUUAGAGAUUCCCUCUUUGUGUUUGCUCCUUGAUUAGAGCUGGAAGGCGGUGGGCUGGGAAUUGUCAGGAAUGCUGUCUCCUUCCCAGGGACGGGGAAGAAGGCAUGGCUCCUUUUCUUCUCCUGAGUUUUCUGCCAGUGUCAGCGAGUUGUUUAGGACCCACUGAGUCCCUGCAGUGUGUGUGGGGGCCCCAAGCUGGGCACUUGGGGAGGAGGGAGAGGAAAGAGCAGGGGGAGGGAGAUGGGGGUGCCUGGUGAAACAGACAGAUGAGCCUGCUGCAGACAUUCUGAAGGUACCAUUGAUUGAGAGAUUGUUGCGUGCCAGCCACUAUGCUAACAGCUUUACAUGCCUGAUGCCUGACGCCUGCGCUGGGAGAGGACUGUGACCUCCCUUCACCUGAGUUCCUGAGAAUCAGAAAGGGUUAAGGCUGCCCAGGACUCAAGGUCUGGGUUUACCCUCUGUUUAUGCUGUUAUGCUGCUCCUAGCCAUUUUAGACACACAGAAAGGAUCAAAAAGCUGAAUGAAGUGGUUAGGACUUUUUAGGAGGUCAGAGUGGGGAUGGAAGGGAAACCUUGAGGGAGAGCUUUGGAGAGGUGAGGACCUCUCACACACAACCCCCAGAGCCUGAAAUCUGUUCUCUCUCUGCCACUUCCGAGUUGCAUGAAGAGGACCCUUAACUUCUCUGAGCCUCAGUCCCUCACCUGUGAAAUGGAUUCAUCUAUAGUUCUUGCCCCUAGGCUUACAGAGAAGAUCCAAUGAGGUGAAGCAUGAAAGGUUCCUACCUUGGUGCUAGGCCGACAUUGUAUAUGUGUCCUACAAUGGAGGCCCAUGUUGAUGGUGGCCAGACACUCAUCUGGUUGGCCAUAUGCCCAGCGGAUGGAGCUGUGGCCCCUCCUAAUGCUUCUCACCCAGCAGAAGAGGGGUGACAGGGUGAGCCUCGCUGGCAUCCCAGCCCAGAGGCAUCCUUGGGACCAGCUGUGGGCUGGUGAUAAGCUUUCGGCUUAGAGAGCAGGGAAGCCUCAGCUGGGCGGAGAGCCCAAACCCGAUGCCCCAUUCCAGACUGUUUCAGGCCAGAUGGUAAUAAAGACAUUCUUUGGUGUCUUUCUGGAGGCAUAGGAUUUGGGUAUUCCUGGGCUUCCUGGUCAUAAAACCACUCAAAGCUCCGUGUGGAAAGCACAGUGUGUUUGGGCUUCUGCUUAUCAGGUGCAGCAGUCCCGUGUCCACACCCACCUGGGAUCAUUUUCAUUCGUGUCAUUCACCCAGGGAGGGAGAACCCUCUGGGAAGCGGUGAAAUGGUACACACUCAUUGGUAUGCCAGGGAAACCAGCCAGGAAGGGCUGCAUCAGCAGUCCCCAGUCCCACCAGCAGGUGCCCCAGGGACCUGACCCUGGGGGAUGGCCAGUAGGUAUCAGAUGAGCCAAUAUCUGGGUUGUGGGUGAAUGCUGUGAUUGAGAUUGGCACCAAUGUGUCCUGGGACCCUGGUGGCAACCUUGGCCCCCGUGCUCCCUGUCCCUCCCUCUGGCUAGUGAUGCUCUUGGGUAUGGCCUGGGGGUUUAAACUCUGUGAUUAGGGCCAGGGCUUGGUAAUCCUUCGAGCUGAGUCUGAAUCCUGGCACCACCACAGACUAGCUGUGCAUGCUUGACCGAGUUCCCACACUUGCUGAGCCUCACUGCUCCUCGUCUGUGAAAGGUGGCAGUGGCACCUGGCCUGGGGGAUGCAUCCCCUUAAGGGAGCCCUGUCUCUGAUCACCGCUGGGUAUUUACGUCUGCAGUCUCCUCCAUCCCAUCUGAUAGCCUCAAGGCUCAGUUUCAGGUAGCUGGUGUCACUUCGGAGUUGUUGGAAGAAGACUCCCCAGCUUCGUGCCUGGAGGCGCCCUUUCGACGUGGAGGCCUGGGUCUGCUGGUCACAGGGCUGCCGCACUGGCUGGGACAGCCAGCUGGACCUGGAGACGCUGGUGGCUGUGGACUCCCCAGCUUGGAGCAGCCCCUCUUUGACCUUGCCCCGUGGAGAAGCAGCCCCAUGAAGGUGCCCAGCCAUGCAAUGUUCCUGGAAGGCCGUCCUCCUCCUUGCCCUGGCCUCCAUUGCCAUCCAGUACACGGCCAUCCGCACCUUCACCGCCAAGUCCUUCCACACCUGCCCCGGGCUGGCAGAGGCGGGGCUGGCCGAGCGGCUGUGCGAGGAGAGCCCCACCUUCACCUACAACCUCUCCCGCAAAACCCACAUCCUCAUCCUGGCCACCACGCGCAGCGGCUCCUCCUUCGUGGGCCAGCUCUUCAACCAGCACCUGGACGUCUUCUACCUGUUUGAGCCUCUCUACCACGUGCAGAACACGCUCAUCCCGCGCUUCACCCAGGGCAAGAGCCCGGCCGACCGGCGGGUCAUGCUGGGCGCCAGCCGCGACCUCCUGCGGAGCCUCUACGACUGCGACCUCUACUUCCUGGAGAACUACAUCAAGCCGCCGCCGGUCAACCACACCACCGACAGGAUCUUCCGCCGCGGGGCCAGCCGGGUCCUCUGCUCCCGGCCUGUGUGCGACCCUCCAGGGCCAGCGGAUCUGGUCCUGGAGGAGGGGGACUGCGUGCGCAAGUGCGGGCUGCUCAACCUGACCGUGGCAGCGGAGGCCUGCCGCGAGCGCAGCCACGUAGCCAUCAAGACUGUGCGCGUGCCGGAGGUGAACGACCUGCGCGCCCUGGUGGAAGACCCGCGGUUAAACCUCAAGGUCAUCCAGCUGGUCCGAGAUCCCCGUGGCAUCCUGGCUUCGCGCAGCGAGACCUUCCGUGACACGUACCGGCUCUGGCGGCUGUGGUACGGCACCGGGAGGAAGCCCUACAACCUGGAUGUGACGCAGCUGACCACUGUGUGCGAGGACUUCUCCAACUCCGUGUCCACCGGCCUCAUGCGGCCCCCGUGGCUCAAGGGCAAGUACAUGUUGGUGCGCUACGAGGACCUGGCCCGGAACCCCAUGAAGAAGACUGAGGAGAUCUAUGGGUUCCUGGGCAUCCCGCUGGACAGCCACGUGGCCCGCUGGAUCCAGAACAACACGCGGGGCGACCCCACCCUAGGCAAGCACAAAUACGGCACCGUGCGAAACUCGGCGGCCACGGCCGAGAAGUGGCGCUUCCGCCUCUCCUACGACAUAGUGGCAUUUGCCCAGAACGCCUGCCAGCAGGUGCUGGCCCAGCUAGGCUACAAGAUCGCCGCCUCGGAGGAGGAGCUGAAGAACCCCUCGGUCAGCCUGGUGGAGGAGCGGGACUUCCGCCCCUUCUCGUGACCCAGGCGGCGCGGGUGGGGGCGGGAGGCGCACGGUGUCGGUUUUGCUAAAAUGGACCGUUUUUAACUGUUGCCUUAUUUCCCCCUCCCUCUUCGUGUCCCUCCUGCCCCCAGCUCACCCCACUCCCUUCUGCCCCUUUUUGUCUCUGAAAUUUGCACUACGUCUUGGACGGGAAUCACUGGGGCAGAGGGCGCGUGAAGUGGGGUCCCGCCCCCACCCCACCCUAUUCAGACACAUGGAUGUUGGGUCUCUGUGCGGAAGGUGACAAUGUUUACAAGCACCACACUUACACAUCCACACACGCACACGGGCACCCACGAGGAGAGGCACCCGGGGCCACGCGACUUCUCAAGCUUUUGAAUGGAUGAGUGGUCGGGUAUCUAGUUUUUGCACUGUCUUACUAUUCAAGGUAAGAGGAUACAAACAAGAGGACCACUUGUCUCUAAUUUAUGAAUGGUGUCCAUCCUUUCCUGAUCUCUGCCUCUUGCUCCUGACACUCACUUCCCCCCUUAGAGCAGCAAAACUGCCCCCUCCUGCCCGCCCUUGCCUGUCGGUGAGGCAGGUUUUUACUGUGAGGUGAACGUGGAUCUGUUUCUGUUUCCAGUCUGUGGUGAUGCUGUCUGUCUGUCUGAGUCUUGUGGCUGCCCCUGGACCAGUGAUGACUGAUGAAUCUUAUGAGCUUCUGAUUGUUCUUGGGGUCCAUCUGUGAUAUUUCUUUGUGCCAAAAAGAAAAAAAAAAAGAGUGGAUCAGUUUGCUAAAUGAACAUUGAAAUGCUUUAUCUGUGUUUUCUGUAAAUAAAAGAGUGCAAUAAUC
Callithrix jacchus (white-tufted-ear marmoset) is the source of this 8169-nucleotide messenger RNA. The record is from RefSeq and is a predicted model, not a curated record. NCBI's taxonomy places the organism in Eukaryota, Metazoa, Chordata, Mammalia, Primates, Cebidae.